GCUAUCGAAAUCUCCAGGGCAUAAAAGGCCCAGAGGAUGUGUGUCCUAGAAAAGCUGGCCAGGGAUAUGGGAGCCAUCACCAUGGACCAGAAGUCUCUCUGGGCAGGUUUAGUGGUCUUGCUGCUUCUUCAGGAAGGAUCUGCCUACAAACUGGUUUGCUAUUUUACCAGCUGGUCACAGGACAGGCAGGAACCGGGGAAGUUUACUCUUGAGAGCGCUGACCCGUUCCUAUGUUCUCACCUCAUCUACUCAUUCGCCAGCAUCAGUGACAACAAGGUCGUCAUCAAGGACAAGAAUGAUGCGAUGCUUUACCAGACCAUCAAGAGUCUGAAAACCAAGAACCCCAAACUGAAAAUUCUCUUGUCCAUUGGAGGAUAUCUCUUUGGUUCCAAAGGGUUCCAUCCCAUGGUGGAUUCUUCUAAAUCACGCUUGGAAUUUAUCAAUUCGGUAAUCCCGUUUCUGAGGAACCAUAACUUUGAUGGGCUGGAUAUAAGCUGGAUCUACCCAGAUGUGAAAGACAACUCUCUUUUCAUUGUGCUGAUUCAUGAGUUGGCAGAAGCCUUUCAGCAGGACUCUGUAAAAUCCAGCAAAGAAAGGCUUCUCUUGACUGCAGGAGUUUCCGCAGGAAGACAGAUAAUUGAUAACAGCUAUCAGAUCAAGAAAUUGGCCAAAGAACUGGAUUUCAUCAACCUCCUGUCUUUUGACUUCCAUGGGUCUUGGGAAAAGCCCCUCGUCACUGGCCACAACAGCCCCCUGAGAAAGGGGCAGCUAGACAGAGGAACAACCUCCUACUACAAUGUGGAAUAUGCUGUGGGAUACUGGCUAAAUAAGGGGAUGCCUGCAGAGAAGGUGGUCAUGGGCAUCCCAACAUAUGGACGUUCCUUUACCCUGGCCUCUGCAGAAACCGCCGUGGGGGCCCCUGCCUCUGGUCCGGGAGCUGCUGGCCCCAUCACUGAGUCUUCAGGCUUCCUGGCUUAUUAUGAGAUCUGCCAGUUUCUGCAAGGCGCCAAGAUCGUGAGGCUCCAGGAUCAGCAGGUUCCCUACGCAGUCAAGGGGAACCAGUGGGUGGGCUACGAUGAUGUGGAGAGUGUGGAGUCCAAGGUUCAGUUCCUAAAGAGUCUAAACCUGGCAGGGGCCGUGAUUUGGUCUAUUGAUAUGGAUGACUUCACUGGCAAAUCCUGCAGCCAGGGCCCCUACCCCCUUGUUCAAGCCGUCAAGAGAAGCCUUGGCUCCCUUGGAAGGUGAGAACCAUUGCUGCCCAACCAGCCAUGCUGACAUCCGUUGCAGUGGAGGAGCAGGAGACUGGGAGUCACUGCCAAUAGACAACUGGAGAAGACUGGCCGUGUUGUCCUGGAGAAGGGCUCGGACAGUGUGCAACCUCCUAGACUAAGCUGUAUUUUUAUUAUUACAGUUGAUUUACAAUGGUCUGUCCGUUUCUGCUGUACAGCAAAGGGACUCAGCCGCACAUACAUAUACACUCUUUUUCUCGUAUUAUCUUCAAUCCUGCUCCAUCACAAGUGACUGGAUGUAGUUUUCUGUGCUGUACAGUAGGACCCUAUUGCUUAUCCAUUCUAAAUGUCAUAGUUUGCAUCUACUAUCCCCAAACUCCCAGGCCAUCCCACUCCCUCCCCUCUUUGAGCCCAUAUUGACUAUCAGGCUAAAGGAGGAAGGGGUCAACACACUUGAAAAACAGGGCAACCGCAAAUCAAAACCAAAUAAUACAUUCACAAAAACUAAAAAGAAGGGAACACAAGC
Phacochoerus africanus (Common warthog) is the source of this 1755-nucleotide messenger RNA. RefSeq names its product chitinase 3 like 2 (gene CHI3L2). Gene Ontology annotation, cellular component: extracellular region. The transcript has 11 exons. Gene Ontology annotation, molecular function: chitin binding. Bases 37 to 1245 code for a protein of 402 amino acids. The record is from RefSeq and is a predicted model, not a curated record. Gene Ontology annotation, biological process: carbohydrate metabolic process; chitin catabolic process. NCBI's taxonomy places the organism in Eukaryota, Metazoa, Chordata, Mammalia, Artiodactyla, Suidae.